Zophobas morio is the source of this 4131-nucleotide messenger RNA. Its product is annotated as 5-oxoprolinase. The transcript is spliced from 12 exons. Gene Ontology annotation, cellular component: cytosol. NCBI's taxonomy places the organism in Eukaryota, Metazoa, Arthropoda, Insecta, Coleoptera, Tenebrionidae. Gene Ontology annotation, biological process: glutathione metabolic process. The record is from RefSeq and is a predicted model, not a curated record. Bases 110 to 3964 code for a protein of 1284 amino acids. Gene Ontology annotation, molecular function: 5-oxoprolinase (ATP-hydrolyzing) activity.
UGACACGUUUUGCGUAAAAUAAUAACCUGUUGACACGCAGGUGAUUUAUCGCCUUAAGUAACCGUCUCAUCCUUACUCUCGGCAUUUACUGUUGUGAUAGUGGAAGAUCAUGAGUGAAAACGGCGAAAAAUUUAAAUUUGCGAUCGAUCGAGGCGGUACUUUUACCGACGUGUUCGCAAAAUGUCCUGGAGGAAAAAUCCGAGUUCUGAAGCUGUUGUCUGAAGACCCUCAGCACUACAAUGACGCGCCUACUGAAGGGAUCAGGCGAAUCUUGCAAGAGGAAACGGGGAACGCUUUAGACAGCGAUGGUCACGUUGACAGUACUCUUAUAGAAUGGAUUCGAAUGGGUACUACCGUGGCUACCAACGCCUUAUUAGAGCGAAAAGGGGAAAGAAUGGCAUUUGUUACCAACCAAGGCUUUAAAGACAUCCUCUUAAUCGGCAACCAAGCCAGACCUAAAAUUUUUGACCUUAACAUCAGGCGACCCGAAAUUUUGUACUCAGAGACCGUCGAAGUCGACUGUAGGGUCAUCCCGCUUCUGAAAGGCCGCUGUGAACUCGAAGACCCGACUUUACGAAGCUGGCGAGUCGUCGACUGCGCAUCCGGUGAUCGCUUCUACAUCACUCGCGAGCUCAACAAAGACGAAGUCCACUUGAAACUCAAACAAAUCAAAGACAAAGGUAUCAAUAGCAUCUCGGUAGCGCUUGCCCACAGCUACACCUUCCACGAGCACGAACUGGAGAUCGGGAAAAUAGCCAAAGAGCUAGGCUUCCAGCACGUCUCUCUGUCUCACCAAGUCAUCCCCAUGGUCCGUAUUGUCCCUCGAGGCUUCACUUCCUCAGCCGACGCUUAUCUCACCCCUCACGUAAAACGCUACGUCGAGGGUUUCGCCCACGGCUUCAAAAACAACCUAGAGGGUACUCGCGUCUUGUUCAUGCAAAGCGACGGCGGCUUAACCCCAAUGGACAACUUCAACGGAGCUCGGGCCAUCUUGUCGGGUCCUGCUGGCGGCGUAGUGGGUUAUGCCGUCACCACGUGGCAGAAAGAAACCAACUUGCCUGUCAUAGGCUUCGACAUGGGUGGUACCUCGACUGACGUGUCGCGCUUCGCGGGUAACUUUGAGCACGUCUUCGAAAGUACCACGGCUGGAGUCACCAUUCAAGCACCCCAACUGGACGUCAACACGGUGGCCGCUGGAGGCGGCUCCAUGCUCUUCUUCAGAUCUGGUUUAUUCGUAGUCGGACCUGAGUCCGCAGGGGCUCACCCAGGCCCCGCUUGUUACAAAAAGGGUGGCCCGCUUACUGUAACGGACGCCAAUUUGGCUCUCGGGCGGCUUCUCCCUGAGUACUUCCCGAGGAUUUUCGGCCCGAAUGAAGACUCGGCUUUGGAUAGAGACGCCACAAUUAACCUUUUCAAGACUUUGACAGACGAAAUCAACGACUUCUUGAAGACUGAGAGUCCGAUGAGUAUGGAAGAAGUCGCGAUGGGUUUUAUUCGAGUGGCCAAUGAGAGUAUGUGUCGUCCCAUUCGGGCUCUCACUCAAGCUAAAGGGUACGACACUGCCCGGCACGCUUUAGCUUGUUUUGGGGGUGCUGGGGGCCAGCACGCGUGCGCUAUAGCUCGCUCUUUGGGGAUGUCCACGGUUUUCGUACACAAGUACGCCGGGAUUUUAUCCGCUUAUGGGAUGGCUUUGGCCGAUGUGGUCUACGAAGCGCAAGAACCGUGCGCCAAGGUCUACAACAAAGUCAAUUUUGAGUACUUCGAUGAGCGUCUGCAGGUGUUGGAGGAGCAAUGUAAAGAAGAACUAAAGAAGCAAGGUUUCGGGGAAGAGAGUAUAGUUUUGAAGCCGUAUCUUCACAUGAGGUACGAUGGUACGGACUGUGCACUCAUGUGUGGUCCGGCACCAGGUGGUGGUACCACACACGGCGACUUCUUGGUUUCUUUCAUCGACAAGUACCAAUCAGAGUUUGGGUUUGUUAUCCACAAGAGGAAUGUCAUUGUGGAUGAUAUUCGGGUACGCGGGGUUGGCAAAAGCGACUUGAUUGAAGAAGUAGCCGUCGAAAAAGGUCACGACGAACCGACGUGCGAACAAACUGUUCAGGUUUACUUUGAAAACGGUGCGCAAGACACCAAUGUCUACCUUCUGAAGAAUUUGAAAGCCGGGCAUGUCAUUCAAGGUCCGGCUAUCAUUAUGGAUGAUUUGAGUACUAUUUUGAUAGAGCCGGAUUGCACUGGAGUUAUCACUACGUUCGGCGAUGUUAAAAUAACGGUUGGUACUGGAGCGGUGAAAGACAUCGGGCCCGAGUUGGACUCAAUUCAACUGAGUAUAUUUAGUCACCGGUUUAUGAGUAUUGCGGAACAAAUGGGGAGGAUCUUGCAACGAACGUCCAUUUCUACCAAUAUUAAAGAACGACUAGAUUUUUCUUGCGCUUUGUUUGGACCGGAUGGUGGAUUGGUGUCCAACGCGCCUCAUAUUCCCGUCCAUUUAGGGGCCAUGCAGGAGGCGGUUCAGUACCAGAUGAAGACUAAGGGUGAGUUCGAGUAUGGAGAAGUGAUUCUGUCCAACCAUCCAGCUGCUGGUGGGUCGCAUUUGCCGGACUUAACGGUCAUCACACCCGUUUUUCACCAGGACCUGCGUAAGCCCAUCUUCUUCGUGGCCAGCCGCGGCCACCACGCCGACAUCGGCGGCAUCACCCCCGGUUCCAUGCCCCCUCACUCCACGAGCUUAAGCCAAGAAGGCGCCGCCUUCAAGUCCUUCACCCUGGUGUCCAACGGUCGCUUCCUCGAGGACGAAGUCAUCUCCGCCUUCACCAAAGCCGGGGGUCGCAACCUCAGCGACAACAUCUCCGACCUUCGCGCCCAAGUCGCCGCCAACAAGAAAGGCAUCGCUCUGGUGGGCGAGCUCAUCGACCAGUACGGCCUGGACGUGGUGCAGGCCUACAUGGACCACAUCCAGAAGAACGCCGAGGUGGCCGUCAGGGACAUGCUGAAGCAGGUGGCCAAGGACGCGCUGGAGCGCACCGGGAGGACCGUCCUGGAGGCCGAGGAGUUCAUGGACGACGGCUCGCCCAUCGUGCUCAAAGUCACCCUGGACGCGGACAGCGGCUCCGCGGUGUGCGACUUCACGGGCACCGGACCGGAAGUUUGGGGUAACUGCAAUGCGCCCAAAGCUAUCACGCUCUCGGCCCUUAUUUACUGCCUGCGCUGCAUGGUCGGACACGACGUUCCGCUUAAUCAGGGUUGUUUGGCCCCCGUGCAGAUCGUCGUCCCGAAGGGCUCCAUCCUGGACCCCAGCGACGCCGCGGCGGUGGUCGGCGGCAACGUCCUCACGUCUCAAAGAGUCGUCGACGUUGUUUUGAAGGCCUUCAGGGCGUGCGCCGCUUCGCAAGGAUGCAUGAAUAAUAUUACAUUUGGCAGCGGCUCCUGGGGGUGUUACGAGACGGUCGCAGGAGGCAGCGGCGCGGGGCCCGGCUGGCACGGAUGUUCCGGAGUACACACACAUAUGACUAACACGAGGAUAACCGAUGUUGAAAUAUUGGAAAGGAGAUAUCCUGUACAUGUGCGCAAGUUUAUGUUACGACCAGACACCGGCGGCACCGGAAGAUUUAAGGGUGGCGAUGGGGUCUUAAGGGAGAUACUGUUCAGGGCGCCGCUGACGCUGUCGGUUCUCACGGAGAGGAGGGUCCUCCAGCCCUACGGACUGAAAGGUGGCGGUCCGGGCGCCCGAGGCCUCAAUCUCUUAAUCAGGACCGACGGUAGGACCAUCAAUCUCGGCCCGAAGACUGCAGUUCCCAUCCAGCCCGGAGACAUUUUCCAGUUGCACACACCGGGCGGCGGCGGGUACGGCCUUGAAGAAGACUGGCAGGACGAGCGAAACGGGGACGAGAAGGGUAAAACCGCCCCUGGGACCUACGUGAAACGUGGAAGCGUUUUCGAAUACACGCAGGGGCCGGAGAGUGUGUAAUUGGGGGGUGGGAAUUAGAAGGGCACAGUUAGGGUUGUUUGUAGUUAAAUAUACUUACCUUUUUGUGCACUUUUGCUUUUUUGUUUUAUUUAGUUAAGAGAAGUUUUCUAAACCUUGUUAAUCAAUUACAGAGUCUAAAUUAAUAAAUAUUCAGAGGAGUUGUUGAA